Messenger RNA from Penicillium soppii, 330 nucleotides. RefSeq lists its product as uncharacterized. Bases 1 to 330 code for a protein of 109 amino acids. The record is from RefSeq and is a predicted model, not a curated record. The transcript is spliced from 4 exons. Lineage: Eukaryota; Fungi; Ascomycota; Eurotiomycetes; Eurotiales; Aspergillaceae.
AUGAUCAGCAAGUUGAAUCAGCCUCCCGGCACUGGCUGUAUCAAAUUGGAUCUUGCUUUUAGAGAGGUCAAGGUUUAUCGCUUAAUCGCGCGCUACGAGGAUGUACGAGAGAAUCCAGAGCAGAAACUAACCAGAGGUUACAAGGCCCAUUUUCAACGCCUUUUCGUCAUAUUGGAUGAUAAAGUCUCAGUGUCUAAUGCUUUGGAAAUUGAAGAUGAUGCUUUGAAAUCAACGGUAAGAGGAACCCAAGAGUCUCAUUGGGCGAUGUUCUCCACAUACAUGCAAGGAUGGCUGUAUCGCACACGUGCAGUCCUACUCGAAGGAACAUGA